This is a messenger RNA of Mercenaria mercenaria, 7609 nucleotides long. Its product is annotated as S-adenosylhomocysteine hydrolase-like protein 1. Gene Ontology annotation, cellular component: cytosol. Gene Ontology annotation, biological process: L-methionine cycle. Bases 2102 to 3703 code for a protein of 533 amino acids. The record is from RefSeq and is a predicted model, not a curated record. The transcript has 17 exons. Lineage: Eukaryota; Metazoa; Mollusca; Bivalvia; Venerida; Veneridae.
AACUUAAUAUAGCCUAAGUUACAGUCUAUCAGAUUCAUGUUAUGUUAAUAAUUGUUUGCAAUGUACGGACUAAAUGUACCACAAUAACGAUCCUAAAGUAACUUGCUUAUCACAGGUUGCAGGUUCAAAUCCUGCCAUGGUAGCAAAUACAAUUUCCUCUUCAUUUAAUGGUGCUGGUUUUCAUUGGAAAUCUCAGGAGUGAUUUGGUUUUGUCUAUAUAAUCUCUAUACCUUACAAGCACAAUAUUGACAAGAGAAAGGUUGGCUUCUGUGAAACAAGAGAUGGCAGGAUAUAAUUUUGAAGUCUUUGAUGAUGAGCUAAUUAUAUUGAUCAGAAAGUCGCUUCAAGCUUCAAAAUAAUGUUGUCAUGCCAAUAUUUCAUUAUCACCUUCAGGAGGCAGUUAUUUUAUGAAGAAUGAUUUGAAAUACAAGACUUCUGCAAAACUUCAUAGUCCAUUAUUUUUAGCAAUAUUACAGUUAUGCAACACUGAUUUCAAAAUCUACCUAGAAGUCCUCAGCAAGUAAUUGACAAUUUCCACAUAUGUCAGAAGUAGAGAAUGGAAACUUCCACACAGAAACUAGUGGUAGAAAAUGACGGCUUCCACACAGAAGUCAGAAGUAGAGAAUCACAAAUUCCACACACGAGUCAGAGGUAGGGAAUGACAAUUUCACAUAGAAGCCAGAGGUAGAAAAUGACAAUUUCCACACAGAAGUCAGAGGUAGAAAAUGACAAUUUCCACAUACAAGUAGGAGGUAGAAAAUGACAGUUUCCCUAUACAAGUAGGAGGUAGACAAUGACAGUUUCCACACAGAAGUAGGAGGUAGAAAAUGACAGUUUCCACACAGAAGUAGGAGGUAGAAAAUGACAGUUUCCACACAGAAGUCAGAGGUAGAGAAUGACAACUUCCACACAGAGGUCAGAGGUAGAAAAUGACAACUUCCACACAGAGGUCAGAAGUAGAAAAUGACAGUUUCCACACUGAAGUAGGAGGUAGAAAAUGACAGUUUCCACACAGAAGUCGGAGGUAGAAAACGACAGUUUCCACACAGAAGUAGGACAAGUGACAGAAGUAGGAGGUAGAAAAUGACAGUGUCCACACAGAAGUCAGAGGUAGAGAAUGACAACUUCCACACAGGCGUCAGAGAUAAUGACAACUUUCACACAGAAGUCAGAGAUAGAGAAUGACAACUUCCAUACACAUGUUAAAGGUAUAGAGAAUGACAAUUUCCACACAAAACAGCACGAAGGCAUCAUGCAGUUCAGUUUUUUCUUUUGACAAAGAAACUAUGAAUGUUUGUCUCUCUUAGUCCAAAAUUUCAAUUUUUAUCUUAAAAAGGUUUUACUGUCUGUUGCACUUUAUUAACUUUUCACUGAUUAAGGAAGUAAUUUGUGUGACAGGUAUUGUUAUACACAUUUGUUUAAGGAAGUAAUUUUCCUGAAAUUGUAUAUAAUACUGCAUAAAACAGAAAUAUUCUUCUUCCAUAUGGAAAUGAUUGAAUUUAUGAGUUUUCGUUUUUCCAAAUUAUAUUUUUUGAUAUUAAACAAGAUUUAAUAUGGUUGUAUAAAUAUUCCAAGAUCAAGGUUAUAAUUUUGUCAUUGAAAAACUGGAGUAAACUUAAAUGCAUAGAUCAUAUACACAUUGAUAUCUAAUGUGAUUUUCAAGUAACCUCAGAUUUUGUGAUGUGAUCUGUAAAAGGUGUUUUUUGAAGAUUUUAUUGUAAAAGGCUUGAGUAGUAGUGUUAUCUGGGAUAUUCUCUAAUACAGUUCUGUUUGGAGGUGACCAAGAAUACCAAUGUUGCCUACAGACAAAUGGAAGCAAAUGUGAAAUAAACAAAAAUAUUGAGGUGCUUGUGCUAUUAUAGGGAAGAUUUUGUGGAUUUGACAUUUUUGAACGAACUAAAGUGUGGAUUUUGUAAGUUUGAAUGACAUAAAGUGCCAUUUUAGCUACUUGAGGUAGUGAUUUGAAAGAAUAAUAUAGAGUGCAAUUUAAGCUACUUGUGAUCGAGAUUUUUAAGGAUUUAUUGUGAGAAUUUUGUGGAUUUGAAUUUUGUAUAGUGCCAUUUUGUGAGGUUUUGUUAAAAAAAAGUACACAAGAGUAACAAUGUUGUCCAAAAAACUUUUGGCCAAAACGGCCUCGGACAGUACUGAUCAUUUUGAGAUGCCAGAAAAAAUGAGAAAUUUAACAGAGGAAGACUUCAUAAACAAAGCACGUGCGGGGCGUAAACGUCACAGUGUUCAGUUGGAUAAACGCAUAACACAACAGUUGCUGGAAAGUAAAAGUGACCGGCGGUCAAGUAAUGCAAGUUCUUAUGCUGGAAGCACAGAUUCUUUAUCAUCCUACACUGGCAGUUCUUCAGAUGAAGAGGAUGAAGUGAACCCAAGGGAUAAACAACAGAAAAAUUCUAAGGGUUCAUCUGACUUCUGUGUGAAAAAUAUAGAUCAUGCUGCAUUCGGCAGAAGAGAAAUUGAGAUUGCUGAGCAGGAGAUGCCUGGGCUCAUGGCAUUACGUAAGAGGGCAGAAUCAGACAAACCGCCACUUCAGGGUGCCAAGAUCAUUGGAUGUACGCAUAUCACAGCUCAGACUGCUGUACUGAUUGAGACCCUGGUCCACCUUGGGGCUUCUGUGAGAUGGGCUGCCUGUAAUAUCUACUCCACCCAGAAUGAGGUAGCAGCAGCUCUUGCAGAAUCAGGUUACCCCACAUUUGCCUGGAAGGGAGAGACAGAGGAAGACUUCUGGUGGUGUAUCGACAAAUGUGUCAAUGCUGACGGCUGGCAGCCAAAUAUGAUUUUGGAUGAUGGUGGUGAUGCCACCCAUUUGAUGUUGAAACGCUACCCAGCCCUGUUCAACAUGGUGAAAGGUCUGGUUGAAGAAAGUGUGACAGGUGUUCACCGACUUUAUCAGCUCUCCAAGGGUGGAAAACUCACUGUUCCGGCAAUGAACGUCAAUGACUCAGUAACCAAGACAAAGUUUGACAACUUGUACAGUUGCAGAGAAUCAAUUUUGGAUGCGUUGAAGAGAACUACAGACAUCAUGUUUGGAGGAAAGCAGGUGCUUGUCUGUGGAUAUGGUGAGGUAGGGAAAGGUGUAUCAUCAGCAUUAAAAGGUUUGGGAGCUAUCGUCAUGGUUACUGAGAUUGAUCCUAUCUGUGCUCUGCAGGCAAGCAUGGAUGGGUUCCGUGUUGUACGAACAGACGAGGUUGUGAAGUCAAUAGAUGUGCUGAUCACAUGUACAGGAAAUAAAAAUGUUGUUAAUCGCGGUCACAUGGACAGAAUGAAGACCGGAUGUAUUGUGUGUAAUAUGGGACAUUCCAAUACUGAAAUUGAUGUGAAUAGUUUGCGGACUCCUGACUUGACUUGGGAGAAAGUUCGCUCACAAGUGGAUCAUGUUAUCUGGCCCGACGGCAAAAGAAUUAUCUUGCUAGCUGAGGGUCGUCUUGUAAACUUGAGUUGUUCAAGUGUGCCAUCGUUUGUUGUUUCAAUAACAGCUGUAACUCAGGCACUAGCUUUAAUAGAACUAUACAAUGCACCAAGUGGAAGAUACAAGCAAGAUGUCUACCUCUUACCAAAGAAAAUGGACGAGUAUGUUGCUCUCCUACACUUAACCACAUUUGAUGCACAUCUCACCGAACUGACAGAUGAACAAGCCAAAUAUCUUGGCCUCUCCAAGACUGGGCCAUUCAAGCCAAAUUACUACAGGUACUAAUUAUAGUAUAGCAUAGGAAAAUAGAUGAUUGGAGAUCCUAGAUUUCAUUCCGGGUCUAGAUACAUUGCAUAUGCAUCAUACAGACUGGAUUUCCAAAAAAAGCUUCAGACUGAGUUACAAUCAUCAACACAUAUUAGUGCAUUUUGACAUCAGAUGCAACCAGACAUUUUUUCAGUAGACUGUUGCACAAAUUAUUCUAGACUUGUAUACAAUUGUAUUUUUGACUUCAAGACUGGUCUUUAUUCUAUAGACUGGAAUACAGAUAUUUUAAAGACACAGAUUAUUCAUUAGCAAUCAUGCAACUUAAUUUAUUGUCUGCUCCUCGCUUUUUACAGUUUGCAGUAAAAAAAAGUUUAUAAAAGGAAAUUUGUACAGAAUGAAAGAACUGACAUCGGCACCGUCUCUGUGAUUUUGAUUUUUUUUUUAUUUUUGACACACUGUUCUAGAUUUUAUCUUUGUGUGUUUUUUGUAAAUUUAUUAUAAAUUAUUAUGAGAAUGGUUAUUAUCUUUACUGCAUUCCAUUGCAUAGGAAGAUGAAAUUUUCAUAACAGUAAAAUUGAUUUCAUGCAACUUGUAAAUUAAAGGUUACGCACUACUAAAUGUUCAGUGAAUUUGUAGAGUAAUGAAUGUUUGUGUUUUUCACUUGCAAUAAACAUAUCAUAUGAAUCUCUAUAUAUGCUACACAUCUGAAAAUCUUUGUCAGAUGUGUUGAAGUUUUGUAUAAUCAGAGCUUAAAAAGUAACUGUAAUAACAGGUGUACGGCUUUAUAUUUAACACAGCAUAGUUUUAAAGAAAUUAAGCUGAAGCUAACCACAGAGUUGUGAUCUUGUUCUACGAUUUUAUUGACCUUUGGUACUUAAAUCUAUAAUUAAACUGCAGUACACAGGGUUAAAGGCAUAUUUCAAUCUACUUCAAAGUACAAAAUGUCAGUAGGAAUGCAAAGUUGAUAUGCUGUAUAUUUUUGAAAAUUCCAUACUUAAUAAGAUGUAAAAUGAUUUUUUUUUACAUAAUUCAUUGUUACUAGGGCUGAAUGAAACAUAUAAGAAUCAUGUGUAUAUAUUUGCAUAUAUUAUCAGGAAUUUCAUACGGUUCCUUUAUAGGUUUUUGUGUAAAUAAUAAGUAUGUUAUAUAUUGGGACUACCAGUUAUAUUGUGUGAACACUUUGUUCUGUUUUACAUAGUUGAAAAUAUACAUGUAAACAUUCUGUUAGUUUUCCUUUUGUGUUAACUGUAGUGGACAUUUUCUCCUUAUAAUGUUGUUCCUAUGUUUCCCUUUGACUUUUUUGCCUUCAGUUUAAACAGAAUAAAGUGUUUCAUAUGUACGUAGUCUAUAAUGAGUUCCUUUUGGAAAUAAGAUUUAGGACGGAUAAUGUGAACAUAGCAUAUUAACGGAACUGAUAAUGUGAACAUAGCAUAUUAACGGAACUGAUAGUGAACAUAGCAUAUUAACGGAACUGAUAAUGUGAACAUAGCAUAUUAACAGAACUGAUAAUGUGAACAUAGCCGGUUAACAGAACUGAAAAUUUCUGUAGAUUGGUGAAUUUUUGUAACGGUUUUAUCUCACGAUGUGACAGGUAGGAGACUGACUGAUGCUGUGAGGAAUUGGCACUUGGUAUUUAUCUGUGUAUUUAUAUCUCUCUUUCUUUUCUUAAAAGUUUUUAAUUUGUGUGCCACUGUGACUGGAAAAAAUAGCAAGAAUAAAAUCCUCCCUAUCUACAGGUUGCAUGUUCAUGAGAUGGGUUAAGACAGUGUUAUUUCUAGGCAGUUAUUGCAGUGCAUGUUCAUUUUCCAGCUUAAAAUCAUGGUGAUACUACAAAAUUUAUUUUUAAGAAUGUGAGUAAACCUUUGGAAGUUCUAUAACUUUCAAUUUAGGAUAUUUUUUUAAUCACUUUAAUAUAAGAAAAUAGGAGUGCUCUCUGACCAGUAGAAAUUCACUGUGCAUUUAUAGUCUUACAUAAUCGUGUUUCACCUUUCAUCAUGAAUAUGUUAAUUUCACAGGCAUGAAAUUUCGUGGUUUUGGCCAAAAUGAUUUACUAGUGGGGAUAUGAAUUUUUUGAUUGCAGCUUAUGCAGGUAAAAAAAAAAGGGGGGGGGGGGGAUUCUUCUCGUCUCCUGCAAUACUAAAGAAUUUCUCAGAAACUGAUAAAUUUGGCAGCAAUUCUUUGGUUAGUUUGUUUUUGUUGCAGCCAUUUUAAUGGUUUGAUGUUGCUGUGUUUCUGCGGGUGCUGUUCCCAGGCUUGGACUUGAGCAGUUAAUAUCAGCUAUUGAACAUUUUGGUUCUAUACUUAUUUUCAUAUUAAGGGACUGGAUUGUGAUAUUAAUAUUUAAGUGGUUGCAUUUUCGUAUGUAUAUGUGUAUCCCUUUACACAGCACUCGGCGUAUGAGGUGUUAAAAUUCAGAAUGUUGCAAUUGACAUUACACGGUGAACAUGAAGUGUAAAAGUAAACUUUUGCAUUUUUAAACAUGUAAACAUGAAAAAUUUUAACAGACAGCUAUUGCUAUGUAUAGGGAUUUACUACACACACAUUAACACAUAUGAACUUGCAACUCUCAGUUGUCUAUUAUUUUGAGUCGUAGCUCAAUUACUUCUUCAAGAUUUUUUUAUCUCGUUCAUGACAGUUGUAGACUAUGUUUAUUUAAUUCUACGUUAAUACAUGAAUGUAGAUAAUUAUAUUGUACUACAUGUAUACCUAUGUUUGGAAAAGAACAAGAGCUGUAUAUUUAAUGUAUUCGGAAUAGUAUUCAAUAUUUGUGCCCCUGAAAAUUUUUUGGGAAGGCACUUGGAUUUGCCUUUGUCCAUCCAUCUGUCUGAAUUAUAGUCAUGCAUAUCUUAAAAUGUAUUUCACCUAGUCAUCAAACCUCACAGGAUUGUUAUUCAAUGUGUGAAGUUGUGCACCUGGUGUUCGCAUUGGCAGACCAGAGUUAUGGCACUUGACUUACAAAAAUAAGUGGCGGAAGUAGGAGCACUAGUGUCCUUUGGACACACGUCUGGUUUAUCUGUAUUCUUUAUUAUAAUGUGUUUCAAUGCCUAUAGCCUAUUAACAAAGUAUAUAAAAAGUAAAAACCGUAAGAAGGAAAAAGCCGCAACAUCUAUUAAAGCUGUACACCAAUUUUGGCCAACUUGCAUCGACAAUUUUUUUAGAAGUAUUUUAUCUGACAAAAAAUUCCUUUUUUAAAAUUUUGAUGUUUUCUUUAAAUCUGUAAAAAAUUGUACGGUUGAGCAAAAAAAGAAAACAGAGUUAACAUGUUUUGUUUACAUCAGUUUACAUCUUAUGCGUACAGCUUUAACUAGUAAACUGUUAGGGGUUUUUUGUCUUUAAUGAGAUUUUCUUUCUUACUUAAAUAUUUUGAUUUUUAUAACAAAAUAUCUGUUAAUGGUUGAUUAUGUGCAAUUAUUGUUUUUGCAAAGUAAGUUGUAUCAGAAUCUGCGUUAUCUGAAUCAGCAGUUGUUAGAGUGCUAAUAUAGGCGGCACAGGUGCUUUAAUUAUGACGCUGAGGCGACGUUUUGUGAUAAUCGUAUCUCCAGGGAAUUUCAAGUGAAAUGAAGAAAAUAGGGAUUUUUUUAUCAUCUGUUAAAAAUCUUGUUACAUGAAGUAUAUGUAGUUUUGAAAAAGUGUUUACCUUAUAAAAUCCAUACAUAUUCAAGUUAUUUUGGACUUAUGUAUUCAUAUAAAUUUUGCAAUAAUUUAUUUUUUUAUCAUCGCAAUCUUUCAAUGAAAGAUAUCUUGAUAUGUCAAAUAUGAGAAUGUUAUUUAGUUAACUUAUAUUUACAUACAUUUUCACAUUUUACCAUUUUCUAAACAAUUUGAAGUUUUUCUAGAAUAUCACAAGUCAUUAGAUUAUUGAAGAAUUCUUGGUUAGAUUUUGAGAUUCUGUAAAAACCAGAACAAUAAAAAUAAAUAAACAUU